Messenger RNA from Prionailurus viverrinus (fishing cat), 3654 nucleotides. RefSeq names its product transmembrane protein 132C (gene TMEM132C). Lineage: Eukaryota; Metazoa; Chordata; Mammalia; Carnivora; Felidae. The transcript has 9 exons. The record is from RefSeq and is a predicted model, not a curated record. Bases 205 to 3519 code for a protein of 1104 amino acids.
UUGUCCCGGCCAGAGCGCGCGCUGCCGCGGGAUCCGGAGCCGCCGCGUCGCCACGGCGGGGGCAGGCGCGACCACCGGAUCCGCAGCCGGGCCGGCCGACUCGCAGCCGGGGGUCGCCCCGGGGCAUGGGACAGCCGGCGGGGACGGCGGGCCGGCGCUGCGCCCCGGGCGGGCGGAGGGCGGCCUGAGCUGCCGGGACGCAGGAUGCGCUCCGAGGGCGCGGCCCCCGGGCCGGUGGCGCCGCUGUGCGGGGCGCUCAGCCUGGUGCUCGGCGCGCUGCUGGGCAAAGUGAUCGAGGGCCGCGGGGUCACCGACGACGUGCACAGGUUCUCCUCGCGGCCGCCCUACCUGCCCGUGAGCUACCACAUCCUGGGGGCCGAGACCGCCUUCUUCCUGAAGGAGGCCAGCCAGGACGCCCUGCACAACUCCAGCCUGCGCACGAGAGUCGAGUCCUUCUUCACGUACAAGGCCACGAGGCCCCCGGCGCUCAACGCCAGCUACGGGCCCUUCUCCGUGCAGAAGGUGGUGCCCCUGGACCUGAUGGUCCCUUCCAACCUGCUGGGGCCGGCCAGCAAGUUCGGCCUCAACUGGAAGCUGAGGGCGCACAUCGUGCGGGACAAGGUGUACCUGAGCCGCCCCAAGGUGCAGGUGCUUUUCCAUCUGCUGGGCCGGGACUGGGCGGCGCGGAGCCCGGGCGAGAGACUGCCCUGCCUGCGGGUGUUCGCCUUCCGGGAGACCCGGGAGGUGCGGGCCGGCUGCCGGCUGCAGGGGGCCCUGGGGCUGUGCGUGGCCGAGCUGGAGCUGCUGGCCGGCUGGUUCGGGCCCCCCACCGUGCUGGCCGGGAGGAAGAAGGCGCCGGGGCCGCCCGAGGGGAGCCCCGUGGAGCUCUACUAUGCCGUGCAGCCCGGGGACGGGCGCGGGGACUGUGCCGGCGGCGGCGGGGACGCCAGGAAGGGCAACUCCAUCCGGCCGGGGAGGGACGGGCCGGAGGAGGCCGUGCCCCGCCUGCAGAGGAUCGGGAGCGUCAGCCUCUACCGGGCCCAGGACAGCGCCCAGCUCCGCGAGCUGCGUCUGGACAGCAACGUGGCCAUCUGGCUGCCCUCCCAGCCCGUGAAACAAGGAGACCUGGUCACUGCCUACGUCAGCGUCGCCAACAACUCCACCGUGGACCUCUUCAUCCUGAGAGCCAAGGUGAAGAAGGGGGUGAACAUCUUGGGCGCUCAGACCAGCGAGCCCCGGCAGUGGGACGUCAAGCAGGAGACGGGCAGCGGCGGGAAGCACACCACCGCCACCCUGCUGUGCCAGCGCCGGGCGCCCAGUGCGCGCAACAGAAGCAGCAGCUCGUUCAGCGAGGUCGUGCAGAUGAACUUCGAAAUAGCCAGCUUCAGCAGCCUCUCGGGGACGCAGCCCAUCACCUGGCAGGUGGAGUACCCACGGACGGCGACCACCGACACGGCCGUGUCCGAGAUCUUCAUCAGCCAGAAGGACCUGGCGGCCAUCGUCCCCCUGGCCACGGACACUGAGAUUCUCAACACCGCCAUACUCACAGGAAAGACCGUAGCCCUGCCCAUCAGGGUGGUCUCUGUGGAGGAGAACAGUGCCGUGACGGAUGUCUCAGAGCUGGUGGAGUGCCAGUCCACGGACGAGGAUGUCCUCAAGGUAUCUGACGGCUGUGAUUACGUCUUUGUCAACGGCAAAGAGAUAAAGGGCAAGGUGGACGCGGUGGUGAACUUCACCUACCAGCACCUGAGUGCCCCCCUGCACAUCACCGUGUGGGUGCCCCGCCUGCCCCUGCAGAUCGAGGUCUCUGACACCGAGCUGAGCCAGAUUAAAGGCUGGAGGGUCCCCAUUGUGGCCAGUAAGAGGCCCACACGGGAGAGCGAGGAUGAAGACGACGAGGAGCGGCGGGGCCGGGGCUGUGCCCUGAAGUACCAGCAUGCCACGGUGCGGGUCCUCACCCAGUUCGUGGCCGAGGGCGCCGGCCCGUGGGCCCAGCCCAGCCACCUGCUCAGCCCCGACUGGCAGGUGGACAUCACCCACCUGGUCGCAGACUUCAUGAAUCUGGAGGAACCUCACGUGGCCACACUGCAGGACAGCAGGGUCCUGGUCGGGCGGGAGGUCGGGAUGACCACCAUCCAGGUAUUGUCCCCGCUGUCAGACUCCAUCCUGGCAGAGAAAACGGUCACCGUGUUAGAUGACAAAGUGUCAGUGACGGACUUGGCCAUCCAGCUGGUGGCUGGGCUGUCCGUCACCCUCCACCCCAGCACGGAGGACAGCAAGGCCAUCACGGCUGUGGCCACAGCUCAGGAGCUGCUUCGGACUCCCAAGCAGGAAGCCGUGGUCAGCACGUGGCUUCAGCUCAGCGACGGCUCGGUGACGCCCCUCGACAUCUACGACACCAGGGACUUCAGCCUGACCGCCACCUCCCUGGACGAGGCCGUCGUGUCCGUCCCCCAGGCCCGCUCUCCCAGGUGGCCGGUUGUGAUGGCCGAGGGGGAAGGCCAGGGGCCGCUGGUCCGAGUGGACAUGACCAUCGCAGAGGCCUGCCAGAAGUCCAAGCGCAAGAGCGUCCUGGCCGUGGGCGUGGGCAGCGUCAGGGUCAAGUUUGGCCAGAACGACGCCGACUCCGGUCCCGGCGGGGGCGGCGACGAGGGCGAGAUCAAGAACCACGCCAGUGACCGCCGGCAGAAGGUUCAGGAGCCCGAGGGGCCCCCGCCCGGCGGCUCCUCCGUGGAGCGCGAGGAAGGCGCCCCCCGCAGAGGCGGCACGACGGCCCGGCCGCUGCUGGACAACAGGGUGGCGAAGGGCAGCCGGCCGGACGCGGGCAGGCCGUCCGGAGAGGGCCAGCUGCAGAACAUCCCCCUGGACUUCACCAACUUCCCGGCCCGGGUGGACCUGCCCCGCGCGGGGGGCGGGCUGGGGGCCAGCGACCUGCUGCAGACCGCGAGGGGCCUGAGCGACCUGGAGAUCGGCAUGUAUGCCCUGCUGGGCGUCUUCUGCCUGGCCAUCCUCGUCUUCCUCAUCAACUGCGCCACGUUCGCCCUCAAGUACCGGCACAAGGAGGUGCCCCCGGAAGGCCAGGCCUCCGUCACCCACUCGCACGACUGGGUGUGGCUGGGCAACGAGGCCGAGCUCCUGGAGCACGCGGGCGAGGGGUCCCCGCCGCAGGACGAGCACACGACCGUCCUGGACCGCGGGCCGGGCGGCAGCGAGGAGAGCAGCUGUCUGUUGCUCAACGGGGGAGCCCGGCAGCACGCGCAGGGCCGGGGGCACGGGCCGGACUCGGGGGGCAGGCAGGCCAGGGACCCGAAGCCCGAGCCCCUGCACUCGCCCACCUCCAAGAGGAAGAAGGUGAAGUUCACCACCUUCACCACCAUCCCGCCAGACAACGGCUGCCCCGGCGUGAACUCCAUCCUCGGUGGCGGGGGCGAGGACAUCAAGUGGGUAUGCCAGGACGUGGCCGCGGGCGCCCCCGAGGAGCUCAGAAACUACCUGGAGAAGUUCAAGGAACAGGCGUAGGCCCCUCCGGCCGGCGGCUCUGCACCCCGCCCCUCGCGGGGCUCGGAGUGGGUCUGGCUCCGGCGUCGGGUGGGAUCCGGGAGGGCCCGGCGUGGAGCGGGGGACGCACCCCCGCCGUCAGGCUGUGCGAGUCCC